CGCUGCAGUCUCCCAUAGAGUACCAACGCAAAGAGAGUAGCUCAGCAGUGCUGAGGCCCCAGACCAGUAGGGUCCCUCAGCCCAACAGCAGACCCUAUUCUUCUGUUCCAGUAGGGUCUGAGAAGCCUUUGAAGGCUACAAGUCGUAACCCAUCUCUCCCACCCCUGAAGAUAUCUACCUCCAACGGCAGCACAGGGUAUGAACACUCACAGCCCGGAGACAAGUAUGAACAAAGCAAGACUGAUUUAGGUGGGUGCAAUGGGACCUCUUCCAUGGUGGUGAUUAAAGAUUACUAUGCACUGAAGGAGGAUGAGAUCUGUGUGAAUCAAGGAGAGGUGGUACAGAUCCUUGCUAUCAACCAGCAGAACAUGUUCCUCGUGUACCAGCCUGCAAACGACCACUCUCCGGCUGCUGAAGGAUGGAUCCCCGGCAAUAUCUUGGCUCCCCUCACUAAAUCCUCUACAGAUAAUAGCGACGGAAGCAUCAAGAAGUCAUGUUCAUGGCAUACCCUGCGCAUGAGAAAGCGGGCAGAAAAGGAGAGCAGUGGCAAAAAUGAAGCCAAUGGGCCACGUAAAUCCAAGGAUAUUCUGGGCAACAAAGUCUCUGUUAAAGAGACAAACAGCUCAGAGGAAUCAGAGUGUGAUGACCUUGACCCCAAUACUAGCAUGGAGAUAAUCAACCCCAAUUUCAUUCAAGAAGUGGCUCCAGAGUUUCUAGUGCCGUUAGUGGACAUCACCUGCCUGCUCGGCGACACAGUGAUAUUGCAGUGCAAAGUCUGUGGACGACCCAAACCAACUAUAACCUGGAAAGGACCGGAUCAAAACAUUCUUGACAAUGACAACAGCACGGCCACUUACACAGUGUCAUCCUGUGACUCCGGGGAGCUCACCUUGAAGAUCUGCAACGUGAUGCCUCAGGACAGCGGCAUUUACACCUGUGUGGCAACCAAUGAACACGGAACCGCAUCGACCUCUGCAACCAUCAAAGUUCAAGGUGUCCCAGCUGCCCCAAAUCGCCCCAUUGCUCAGGAGAGAAGCUGCACCUCUGUGAUCCUACGCUGGCUACCCCCAUCCAGUACAGGCAAUUGCACCAUUUCAGGCUACACUGUGGAGUACAGAGAAGAAGGCUCACAAGUCUGGCAGCAGUCAGUAGCCUCAACUUUGGACACGUACCUUGUCAUUGAGGACCUGGCCCCAGGCUGCCAGUAUCAGUUUCGAGUGAGCGCCAGCAACCCCUGGGGGAUCAGCUUGCCCAGUGACCCGUCUGAAUUUGUAAGGCUCCCAGAGUACGACUCUGCUGCUGAUGGUGCCACUAUUUCAUGGAAGGAAAACUUUGACCUCGCUUAUGCAGAGCUGCAUGAGAUUGGGAGGGGUCGAUUCUCCAUAGUAAAGAAAUGUGUUCACAAAGCCACCCGGAAAGACGUUGCUGUAAAAUUCAUCAGUAAAAAAAUGAAAAAGAAAGAGCAAGCAGCACAGGAAGCAGCUUUGUUACAGCACCUACAGCAUCCUCAGUAUAUCACUAUCCAUGAUACCUACGAGUCUCCUACUUCUUACAUCUUAGUUUUGGAACUGAUGGAUGACGGUCGUCUCUUAGAUUACUUAAUGAACCAUGAUGAACUCAUGGAGGAAAAAGUCGCUUUCUAUAUAAGAGACACAAUGGAAGCCUUGCAGUAUCUUCACAAUUGCAGAGUGGCUCACUUAGACAUAAAGCCAGAAAAUCUGCUUAUUGAUUUAAGAAUCCCAGUACCUCGUGUCAAGAUCAUUGAUUUGGAAGAUGCAGUUCAGAUCACAGGCCAUUACCACGUCCACCACCUCCUCGGAAAUCCAGAGUUCGCAGCUCCUGAAGUUAUCCAAGGCCUUCCUGUCUCCCUGAGCACAGAUAUCUGGAGCAUUGGGGUCCUCACCUACGUCAUGUUAAGUGGUGUCUCUCCAUUCCUGGAUGAAAGCAAAGAGGAGACUUGUAUCAAUGUGUGCAGAGUAGAUUUCAGCUUUCCACCCGAGUACUUCUCCGAUGUGAGUCAUGCUGCCAGGGAUUUCAUCAACGUUAUCCUCCAGGAAGACUUCAGGAGAAGGCCAACAGCAGCCACUUGUUUACAGCAUCCGUGGCUGCAACCGCACAACGGCAGCUAUUCCAAGAUCCCACUGGAUACCUCACGCUUGGCUUCCUUCAUCGAGCGCCGCAGGCACCAGUACGACGUGCACCCAGUCCCCAGCGUCAAGAGUUUCCUGAUGAGCAGGCUGAACCCAGGCACGUAA
This is a messenger RNA of Phaethon lepturus (White-tailed tropicbird), 2255 nucleotides long. Its product is annotated as kalirin-like. Lineage: Eukaryota; Metazoa; Chordata; Aves; Phaethontiformes; Phaethontidae. The transcript has 13 exons. The annotation marks the transcript as partial. Gene Ontology annotation, cellular component: nucleus. Gene Ontology annotation, biological process: positive regulation of apoptotic process; intracellular signal transduction; protein phosphorylation. Gene Ontology annotation, molecular function: protein serine/threonine kinase activity; ATP binding; protein binding. The record is from RefSeq and is a predicted model, not a curated record.